AUGAGGCGUCUGCUGCUGCUGCUGCUUAUAGGGUUCUUGCUCCUUCAUCAGGGCCGCUGCUUUGAGUUUGUAAUAGAUGGAGAAUGGGAGGAAGAGACGUCAGGUCUACGGGAUCACAGGCAGAGACACAAGAGAGCUACACUGACCAGCGAGGAGCAGGAAGACUUUGAGGCCAUCCGCGGAGAUGACAUCACCGUCAAGAGCUACAGGGUGGAGAGCCGCAUCACAUCACGUUUUGCCCACACCACCGUCAGGAGCUCAGUGGUUAACUCGGGCUCCAAAGCCCAGAGCAUUGGCUUCAAUGUCCAGAUCCCUAAGCAGGCUUUCAUCACCAACUUCACCAUGACUGUGAACGACAUAAAGUUUGUGGGCUCGGUGAAGGAGAAGACGGUGGCCAGGAACCUCUAUGCUCAGGCCAGAGCCAAAGGCAUGGCAGCGGGCAUCGUCAGGGCUAAUUCUCAGGACAUGGAGACAUUUAAGACGGAGGUCCAUGUCCCUCCCAACAGUUUAAUAGAGUUUGAGCUCCACUACCAGGAGAUGAUGCAUAGGAAGCUGGGAUUUUAUGAACACUCACUGUACCUGCAGCCCGGGAGGCUGGUGCCACACUUCCAGGUGGAUGUGUACAUUUUUGAGCCAAAUGGAAUUUCCUCAGUACAAAUACCAAACACGCUUGGAGCGCAGUUUGAAGAGCUGGUCAGAGUUACACAAACCAAUGACAAGGCUCAUGUUGUCUUCAAGCCCACCUUACAGCAGCAGAGAAAGUGUGAAAACUGCAGUGACAGUGCUAUAGAUGGCACCUUCAUUGUCAGAUAUGACGUGAAAAGAGACAGCAACUCCGGAGAGCUACAGGUCUCCGACGGCCACUUUGUCCAUUUCUUCGCUCCAUCAAACUUCUCCCCACUUCCUAAAAACAUUGUGUUUGUCAUUGAUGUGAGCGGGUCCAUGUGGGGGGUCAAGAUGAAGCAAACAGUGGAGGCCAUGCAGGCUAUCUUGGAUGACCUGACCAUAAAUGAUCGCUUCAGCAUCAUCGACUUCAAUCACAAUGUGCGUUGCUGGAGUGAGGAGCUGGUCCACGGCUCCUCCUUUUACAUCGAAGAUGCCAAGAAUUACGUCCAGAGCAUCAAACCCAGUGGAGGCACCAACAUCAAUGAGGCACUGAUGAGAGCAGUCCAGAUGCUUGUGAAAGCAUCCAAUCGGGGGCAGAUUGAAACUCGCUCUGUCUCCAUGAUCAUUCUGGUGUCUGAUGGAGACCCCACCGUUGGCGAGAUCAAGCUCAGCACCAUCCAGAAGAAUGUGAAACGAGCGAUGAGGGAGGAUUUUUCUCUUUUCUCAUUGGGCAUCGGUUUCGACGUGGACUAUGACUUCCUGGAACGCAUAGCCAUGGAGAACAGGGGCAUGGCUCAACGGAUCUAUGCGAACCAUGAUGCCGCAGAGCAGCUACGGUCCUUUUACAGACAGGUUUCUUCUCCUCUGCUGAGGAAAAUCAUCAUCGAGUUCCCUGAGGACUCAGUGUCAGACAUCACUCAGAACCACUUUGAUAAAUACUUCAGCGGCUCUGAGCUGGUGGUGGCCGGGAAGGUGCUGCCAUCUGAGAGCAACACACUGACCAGCUUCACCACAGCAUCUGCAGCCAGUCUGGACAUCACGCUGGAGACAGAGGCCGACACUGCGGAGCUGGAUGCCGAGUUAGCCAAGCAGCAGCACUCAUUCCCCGGCUUCGCCAGACAGAUGUGGGCUUACAUCACCAUCAAUCAGCUGAUAUCUGAAAGGUCUCUGGCUCCGACAGCUGCCAAGAAGAGGAAGAUCACUCAGCGGAUCAUGUCGCUGGCUGUGGAGCAUCAGUUUGUCACUCCGCUUACUGCUCUUCUGGUGGAGGGCGAUGAUGGAGAGAGGCUGCUGGCCGACUCCCCAAGAGACCCCAAACAUGGCUGCUGCUCAGUACCCGCCAAUGGUCUGACUCCGUCCAAGGUCGUCUAUCAGCCUCCACCCUGGGUCCUGAUGACCACUACGGCCCCGCCAAGUCAGGUUGAGACGGGCCCACGGGAGGAGCAGAUUGUGCCUCACCACAUCAACAUAGUGGACAACGACCCUCACUUCAUCGUCCACCUGCCCAGAAGUAACAUGGACGUCUGCUUUAACAUCGACUCCAAACCUGGUCAUAUUCUCAACCUGGUGUCUGACUCUGGAUCAGGUGUGGUGGUGAACAGUCAGCUAAUUGGCUCUAAGCGGGUGCACAAAGGCAAACUGAAUACCUACUUCGGCACCAUCUCAGUCUACUAUCAACCUGAUGGAGUGAGUGUGACGGUCAGCACCAGCAGCAUCGCCAUGACUGAUGGCAGGAACAACCACUCCUUCACCUGGGGGGCCACAGCUGAAAUCACACAGCAUGGGCUGAGGAUUUCCAUUGUGAAGAACUCUCAUGUGGCCAUCACGGUAAAUAAUCAUAUCCAGGUGAUGGUGUUGCUCCAUCGUGUGUGGAAGAAACAUCCCGUCAAUGUCGACUUCCUUGGCGUCUACAUUCCCAACAACAACCAGUACUCCCCUCUGGUGCACGGGCUCAUAGGGCAGUUUGCUCGAGAUCCUGAGGUGAGUUUAUAUGACAUCCAUGAAGGACUCGACCCUCUGAAGAAGGAAGCAACGAUGGAAGUGAAUGGCAACAAGCUGCUCGUCACCAGAGGCUGGCAGAAGGACUACAGGCAGGAUAAGAGACGCGGCUCCAACGUCUACUGCUGGUUCAUUCACAACAGUGGGAAGGGCUUUAUCGACGGCCACUACACCGACUACAUCGUGCCAGAUCUCAACAGCUUCCUCCAGAUGCCCUGAGCAGCCAGAGAGAAG
Messenger RNA from Monopterus albus (swamp eel), 2838 nucleotides. RefSeq names its product inter-alpha-trypsin inhibitor heavy chain 2 (gene itih2). Lineage: Eukaryota; Metazoa; Chordata; Actinopteri; Synbranchiformes; Synbranchidae. The transcript has 21 exons. Gene Ontology annotation, molecular function: serine-type endopeptidase inhibitor activity. The coding region runs from base 1 to 2823 and encodes 940 amino acids. The record is from RefSeq and is a predicted model, not a curated record. Gene Ontology annotation, biological process: hyaluronan metabolic process.